Messenger RNA from Drosophila ficusphila, 1867 nucleotides. It is a transcript of the gene ITP, whose product is annotated as ion transport peptide. Gene Ontology annotation, molecular function: neuropeptide hormone activity. NCBI's taxonomy places the organism in Eukaryota, Metazoa, Arthropoda, Insecta, Diptera, Drosophilidae. Gene Ontology annotation, cellular component: extracellular region. The coding region runs from base 1048 to 1407 and encodes 119 amino acids. The transcript is spliced from 3 exons. Gene Ontology annotation, biological process: circadian rhythm. The record is from RefSeq and is a predicted model, not a curated record.
UUAGUCUGCUUUCGUUUCUCAUACGGUUUGGGGUUUUCUUUUUCUCUCCUUUGGCUACGCCGGAAAAUCCUUGUGUUACGUUCGCGAUCGCGUCCGUUGCCUUGGCUGAAGCUAUAGAUACAGCGCUACAGCCAAUAUGCAAAUAUUUUAAGCUAAAAUAUAUAUGUGAGCUAAAUAAAUACGCAAAUCUGUCUAUAUGAAUAAUCAGAGCGAUCGUGAGAAUUGCGCUGGCGUUGCAGGUUCGCAGUGUAGUUGUAAAGUUGAUGUGGAGUGUCAAUUAUGUGGAAAUAUAUAUACAAAGAUACCUCCAAGGUGCGUGUGUAUGUGUGACUGUGCGAGUUCCUCCUGGCACUGAAUGUCACUAAAAGGGAGGGAGGGAGAGAGAUAGAGGGAGUGGGGCAUGCUCUCUUUUCAGUGCGUGUAGAUCAGUUACCGCCAGCAACAGCAGCGAAUCAACAACAGCAACAAAACAAGCAAACAAACAAACAAACAAGCGACAAUUCACAUUCAUUCCCAUUCAUUGCUGCUAUUAUCGCCAGUUUUGCUUUGCUCUUUCACCACGCACGAAUUCGUGGGCGAGGAAGAGAGUGAGAGUGGAGCGCAGAGAGAGUGGAAAGCAGCGAAAGAGUGUCGCGUGUGAACCGUAAGAAAUGUCAAGGGGGAGCGGCGGUAAGUGGAGCGAAUGAAGUGGAAGCAGCAGCAAUCAAAAAGUUCGCUCUGGGAACGCCCCCUUAUGACGCCCCCUGUGACGCGUUAUCAGCGGACACCCAACAAACACAAAGACUUGACCAAAAUCCACACAAAAUGGCGAUAAACUCAAGUGCCAGAGAAUUCCCGCGGGCCUAAAAAAAAAAAAAAAAAAAAGUUCGCUUAAAAAUAAAAGGAAGUAAACAAACUCGUUUGUGUCCCACAAAUACAACAGUGCUCGAACCCCCUGAAAAUUGAGAGAUCCCGCAAAACCCACCAGAAUCAGCGAUAAGCAUCCGAAAGUUUGGGUGGCCAGUCCACAGAAAACUCCGCUCACCAAACUUUAAACAAGCGCCUAAGAUGUGUUCCCGCAACAUAAAGAUCUCGGUGGUGCUGUUUCUCGUCUUGAUACCAAUCUUCGCCGCCUUGCCACACAACCACAAUCUGUCGAAGCGCAGCAAUUUCUUCGAUCUGGAGUGCAAGGGCAUCUUCAACAAGACCAUGUUCUUCCGACUGGACCGCAUCUGCGAGGACUGCUACCAGUUGUUCCGCGAGACGAGUAUACACCGAUUAUGCAAGAAAGACUGCUUUGAUUCAAAAUGGUUUGGCGAGUGCCUAAAAGUGCUGUUAAUACCCGAAGAGGAAAUAUCAAACUUACAGCACUUUCUGAGAGUAGUGAACGGCUCGCCCAUAUCCUUCAACAUGGGUCCGCAAACAUAACUCUAAGUCCCGCCCCCUCACACACACACACAGCCCCAAAACACGCACAGGCAAACACACACACAGUUGAAAUUCGCUGCGAAUGAUGUGGAAUGGAGAAUGGGAAUCCAACUACAACCACAAAUGCAGAGCCAGAACAAAGAAAUCUAAAAUAUUAAAACGCCCAAAUUUAAUUCGUACUUAUUUAUUUAAUACUGUAUGCACUACAGUUUUUACUAUAUAUGUGUUUUUUUAAAAACGAAUUAUUUUUAUUAAUUUAUUGAGAACGUUAUGCGUUUGUUGUAAGUAACAUAAUCGGGCGAGUGAGAGAUGAGUGACGGAGAAGACAUCGCACAUCUCCUAACUCCUCAUGUAGAAGCCGAAGUAUUUAUUUUUAAGUAUUCUUAGCUUGUUUUCUUAUUAUUGCGUUAUGCGUUAUGUAUAUAAAAUAAACAAAACGAAAUCCAUUGUUUUUAAUCUA